Molecule: messenger RNA, 978 nt
Organism: Lottia gigantea (owl limpet)
Lineage: Eukaryota; Metazoa; Mollusca; Gastropoda; Lottiidae
Exons: 6
Coding region: 1-978 (325 amino acids)
Biological process (GO): sulfation
Cellular component (GO): cytoplasm
Molecular function (GO): sulfotransferase activity
Source: RefSeq, a predicted model, not a curated record
AUGGCCGACACUGUGGAAUUGGUUCCUGGCAAACACGUGCAAGACCAUGGUUACCGUCAUGUCCUGCCAGGUGAACAUGUUUAUGACGGCGUUCUGUUUUUUGGAUACAGUCCUCCUGAUGUUCUUGAUGCUGUUAAAGAAUUUAAAGUAAGAGAUGAUGAUGUGUUUGUUGUUAGCUAUCCUAAAGCAGGAACAACAUGGUUACAGGAAAUCUUGUGGUUAGUGAUGAAUGAUGGAGAUUUUGAUGGUGCCACUAAAACGCCUGUCUACUUCCGGUCGCCAUUUUUAGAAUUUAAAGAUUUAGUUUUGAAUGAAGUUGGGAUUGACCUUGCUAUUGCCAUGAGGUCACCAAGGGUCAUCAAAUCACAUCUUCCCUUCCGCAUGAUGCCAAAACAAUCACUAUAUUUACUCUCUUUACAGUUCGUGGUUGUGUUUAGGAAUCCCAAAGAUGUUUGUGUUUCUUAUUACAAUUUUUAUAAAGCUAGUUCUUCCUUUGGUGAAUUUACUGGAACUUGGCGAGAUUUUUUAAUCAUGUUUCUCACUGGUCGGGUGGACCAUGGCUCGUGGUUUGAUUUCACAUUAAGUUGGUGGGAAAGACGGACUGAACCUAAUGUAUAUAUUGUAUUUUAUGAAGAUCUUAAAAAGGAUCUAAAGGGAGAAAUAAGAAAGAUUGCAGAUUUCGUAGGAAAAAAUGAUUUAUCUGAUGAACUUUUAGAGAAAAUUGCCACUCAUUGUUCAUUUUCCAGUAUGAGAAAAAAUCCAAUGACUAACCACGAAGAUGUCUAUUCCAUCAACAAACAAGUCUCCCCCUUUUUAAGAAAAGGUAUUGCGGGUGAUUGGAAGAACCAGUUUUCGGUUUCACAGAAUGAAGAUUUUGAUGCAGUUUAUAAACAGAAAAUGGGCGAUGUGGAAAUACCGUUUCAAUAUGAAGUCAAACGACACCGUCGACAUCAAUCACCGCACCAUCAUACACAUUGA